AUGGCUCUCGGUCUCACUCAUGUCAGCACUAGCCUGUACAAAGGCCUUGCUAUUGGGCUCCUUGUCUCAUGGUCUCUCACCGCGCUCAGUUUUACCGCCCUUGUCGCCUUCAACACCAACAGCACGUACCUCGAGAUCAUCGCUUGCACCACCAUGUUCACUUUCCUCAUGUGCCGUCUCCUCGUCGUCUGGAAUCCGUCUUCUAAAAGUUCUCAAGAUGUUACCAUCGCUCAGCUGAUUGCGUCCGCGGACUCCGGAUCCCGGCGGGGUGCUCUCGUCUUAUUCUCGCUGUGCUGCACGUGGCUAUAUGAGCUACUCAACCAGGCGUUGCUGUUGUUCUUCAUGACAGUCUUUGGGGGCGUUAUUGCGACAGCAAUAUACAAUGAUGCGUUUACGGACGGUGUGCAUGAGACUGAACACGAGGACAGCAGCACAACCGCUGUCUCUGUCCAGGUCAACCAGUUGAAGGAAAUGGCCGGAUUUGACCCGACGGAGAUGUUCAAGAUGAUCCCGCCUCGGGUGUUGAUUUACUUUGUUGGGUUGAUGUGGUUGAACUUUUUGAGCUUGGGGGUUUAUGUUUUGGGUCAUGCAGUGGUCUCCUUGAAGAAAGUGUUGACUUCGCCUACGGCUAUAUCUACUGCGACCAAGGAGUCGACGGUUGAUAAGGAAGUGUCUGUGGAUUCAAUGGAAUAG
This is a messenger RNA of Aspergillus pseudoviridinutans, 693 nucleotides long. RefSeq lists its product as uncharacterized. The transcript has a single exon. The coding region runs from base 1 to 693 and encodes 230 amino acids. Lineage: Eukaryota; Fungi; Ascomycota; Eurotiomycetes; Eurotiales; Aspergillaceae. The record is from RefSeq and is a predicted model, not a curated record.